GGUUCCUAGUUCAGUUCUCUUAAUGACCAGGGUUGAAAGCACCACAAAGCUGUUCCUGGAAGAAAGAACUCAUCAAAAAUGGGGGAAAUAUCCACAACAGACAAAAGAUAUGAAUUUUUGGAAAACUACGUGCUGAAGACUUUCAAAUUAAAAGCUGAUCGCUGGCAGAAAUGUAUAUCCACAGAUGAAUAUCAACAGAUUCUACAGUCUUUCUUAGAUAAAAAUGAACACUCACUGCUGGUAGUGUCUUUAACCUCAGCUGGGCAAUUAAUCCCAAGUUUUGAAUUCCCUUCUAGCAGCAAGAAUAAAGCAAUUUUCUUUUCAAAAAAAUCUAAAGAACCUCUGAGUGCAGAUUCACUUAAAACUAAUUUGAUCUUUGGUGAUAUAUCCCCCUCUCUUCUUGAACAGUUUGCAGCCCUGGUAGAAGAGGUAAUUGUGCCAGUAUUGUCAAACAACCGGAACCACCAGAGCUGGCCACAAGUGGUAUCCCAAGAUGUAAUGCGCCAUACUCACAACUUGAAAAGCAACGUCUUUGUUGUUAUUGGUCAAGUUCGAGGUAAAACUCUGCUACCCCUACCUGCUGGUACUGAGAAAGUGGACUAUGAUAUCUACGAGAAUGAGAAAAACAGUGGCGAUGCAGUGGAUAAGGGGAUCGUGCACGCAAUCGAGACAGCCAUCAUAGAAUGGAGUCAUCAGAUACUAGAAGUACUGAAGCGGGAUUCUUCUGACUUACUUCUGCAGGGUCAGCACCCCAACCCUUAUGUGGAACUUGAAUUUUGGAAGAACAGAUGUGCAGACCUGGAAUGUAUUUAUGAUCAGCUACGAGCACUCAAAGUACAGAAGAUGGCGGAGCUUUUGGAACGUGUGCAGAGCAGCUAUUUUCCUGCUUUUAAAGCCAUGUUUGCAGAUGUGAUGGCAGCUCUGACUGAGGCAUGGGAUAUUCAUUUGCACUUGAAACCCCUUCAACGUCCUUUUGAGGACAUAGAAAAUGUGGAGUUUAAUGAAGUGAAGCCACUGAUUGGUCCCCUGUUGCAUGUGGUAUGUCUAAUCUGGGCCAGUUCUAAGCAUUAUAGCACUCCGGCUCGUAUAAUUGUUCUCCUUCAAGAAAUCUGCAAUCUUCUAAUCCAGCAGGCACGGAACUACUUGAAUCCUGAAGAUUUGUUGAAAGGUGAAAUUGAAGAAAGCCGAAAUAAAGUACACGAGGUCCUUGGCAUUCUCAGAUUCUUCAAACAGACCUUUGAAGAAAAAAGAGUCUCUCUGAAGCAGUAUUUCAAAGAUGGAACCCAGAUCAGGGAAUGGAAUUUUACAUCUUUUAUGGUCUUUGCACACUUUGACUCUUUCAUCGAAAGAGUUGAGACAAUUGAGGAUCUCUUGAUGACUUCUUUGGAUAUGCUGAAAUUGGAAAAAAUUGAGUUUAGUGGCAUAAGAGGAAAAGGUCUCAGUCAGCAAGUAUUUGAGAUGUAUGAAGAAUUCCAAGAAGUGUAUAAAGUGUUAUCAGAGCGUACCUAUGACUGUCUGGACACUGCUAAUGCGGAAUUUGAAAAAGAUGUGUUAGACUUCAGGCAAAAAGUGGAAGAUAUGGACAGGAGAUUGGGAACUGUCUUCUGCCUCGCCUUUGAAGAUGCUCUUGACCUGGAACAUGCCUUUAAGUUGCUGGACAUGUUCGGUGGUCUGCUUGAACGACCCUUAAUAGCAGAGGAUGUGUAUGACAAAUAUCCCAUACUUGUUGCAAAAUUUGACAAAGAUAUAGAUGCUUCCAAAUUAAUAUACAACACGCACAUACGCAAAGAGACCGAAUUAGGUUCCCCUGUUGUAAACAAGAAUAUGCCAGCAGUUGCUGGUGGCUUGUGCUGGGCCCAAGAAUUGCGAGAACGCAUCCAAGUACCUUUCAGUAACUUCAGGAAUAUAGUGCAUCCAUGCAUGGAGUCAGUCCAAGGGAAGAGAAUGAUACAGAAAUAUGAGGAAAUGAUAGAAUUACUUGGAAGAUAUGAAGAAAGGCUUUUUACUGAGUGGUCACAGACUGUGUCAGAAAAAUCACAGUAUAAUUUGACUCAACCACUUAUCAAGAGGAAUCCUGAAACAAAGCUGAUCUCGGUGAACUUUGAACCACAGCUGGUGUCAGUGCUAAGAGAAGUUAAGUACCUAGAAUCAAGACAGACAGAUACAAUCCCUGAAACUGCAGGAGAAAUUUUCUCAUCAAAAGAGUCGUACCGGCAAUAUGUGGCUAAUCUUGAACUGACUGCUAACUGGUACAACAAAAUCAUAAGGACAAUACUAGAAGUUGAAUUCCCUCUUAUUCAAGGACAGCUGCAGGAUAUUGAUAUUAAACUGAAAGAAGCUGAAGAGACAUUAAACUGGAAAAAGGAAGCUGUCUGGGAUUACAUUCAAACAUUAAAGGACAAUGUCCAUGAUCUUGAGGGACGAGUUCAGAAAGCUAAAGACAACGUGGAAGAAAUUCAGAACAUCAUGAAGACAUGGGUUUCUCCAAUUUUUGAGAGAAAGGAUGGGAAAAAAGAUACACUGCUUAACCUAGAUGACAGAAGUGAACGCCUUGAGAAACGAUACAAUCUUCUGAAGGAGUCAGGGGAAAAAAUUCACACUUUGGUUAAGGAGAACAUGAACCUGUUUAAAGCAGAUCCAUCAUCUGAUGUUUGGAAAGCCUAUGUAGACUACAUUGACGACAUGCUUAUUGAUGGGUUCUUCAAUGCCAUAGAAUGCUCCUUGAAAUACCUGCUGGAUAACAUGGAUCCAAAGGCUGGACUGGCCCCCUUGUUUGAAGCCCAAAUGGAUCUUGUUGCACCAGACACAUUAUUUCACCCUUCCCUGGAGCAAGGAGCGAAUGAUGGUUUCUAUGACUUGGUCGAAGGCCUCCUGAAUGAUAUAUACAAGAUGUCUUCAUUGAUUGUCAGGCUAGCAGAGCAUAGCAAUUUUCCACAUUAUCAGACUGACAUGGAGGAUAUGGCUGAUUUAGCGGAUAUGCGUCAGGUAAUCAUGGAGAACGUGCAAAACGUUAUGGCAAAGUGUUGUGAAUACCGAAACUCCUUUGACCAUUACUCAUACCUUUAUGUGGAUGACAGAAAAGAGUUCAUGCGUCAGUUUCUGUUGUAUGGACAUGUUCUUACAACAGACGAGAUCGAAGCUCAUACGGAAGAUGGGGUCCCAGAAACUCCACCUACUUUAGAUCAGUUUAAAGAACAGGUGGAUUCCUAUGAGAAGAUUUAUGAAGAAGUGAAUCACUUGGAGCCAAUUAAUACAUUUGACAGCUGGAUGAGAAUAGAUGCCCGCCCCUUUAAAUAUGCCCUUUUGAAUGGUAUCAAGAAGUGGAGCUUCAUGUUUAAGCAACAUCUUAUUGACCAUGUUACAAACAGCUUAUCCGAUCUUGAACAGUUUAUAAAAGUUGCUGAAAAAGGUCUGAGCAAGAAGGUUGAAGAAGGGGAUUACAAAGGACUGGUAGAGGUUAUGGGCCACCUCAUGGCUGUCCGAGAAAGGCAGAGCACUACUGAUGAAAUGUUUGAACCCCUGAAAAAAACAAUUGAGCUGCUAAAAACUUAUGAACAGGAAGUGCCGGAUGAAGUCCACAAACAGCUAGAGGAACUGCCAGAAAAGUGGAACAAUGUAAAGAAAAUGGCAAUAACCGUGAAGCAGCAUGUAUCACCACUGCAAGCAAAUGAAGUUGCUAUUUUGCGAAGGAAGUGUGCUGCAUUUGAUGUUGAACAGCACGUAUUCAGAGAAAGGUUUCGCAAAGAGGCACCUUUCAGAUACAAUAGUUCAAAUCCAUACAUUAUGCUUGACAUGGCACACCAGCAGAUAGCAGGAAUGGAGUCCACCAUGGCUUCUAUUUAUGAAUCGGCAGGCUUGUUUGAAGUCAGUGUACCAGAUUAUAAGCAACUUAAGCAGUGUAGGAAGGAAGUGCGCCAUCUUAAGGAGCUAUGGGACAUGAUCUGUUUGGUUGAAACAAACAUGAAUGAUUGGCAGACUACAAAAUGGAGGGAAAUUAAUGUGGAAAACAUGGAUUUGGAAUGUAAAAAGUUUGCAAAAGACAUUCGGAAUCUCGAUAAAGAAAUUAGAGCCUGGGAUGCCUUCAAUGGGCUGGACAACACUGUGAAAAACAUACUGACAUCCUUGCGUGCUGUAGCCGAACUUCAGAAUCCUGCAAUACGGGAAAGGCACUGGCAUCAGUUAAUGCAUGCAACUGGGGUAAAAUUUACAAUGGAUAAUGAAACAACUCUAGCUGAUCUUUUGAGACUGAAUCUACACAACUUUGAAGAUGAAGUCCGUGGAAUUGUGGAUAAAGCAAUUAAAGAAAUGGGUAUGGAGAAAGUCUUGACAGAACUUGACUCAACUUGGAGCAGCAUGGCAUUUGAAUAUGAAUCUCAUCCACGGACAAAUGUUCCUUUGCUAAAAUCGGAUGAGCAGCUUAUUGAAACUCUAGAGGACAACCAAGUUCAGCUGCAGAACCUGAUGACUUCUAAGUACAUUGCAUUUUUUCUGCAAGAAGUUUCAAGCUGGCAGAAAAAGCUGUCUACAGCUGAUUCUGUCAUUUCUAUCUGGUUUGAAGUUCAGCGCACUUGGUCUCACUUGGAAAGCAUUUUCAUUGGCUCAGAAGAUAUUAGAUCCCAACUUCCUGAGGAUUCCAAAAGGUUUGAAGGGAUUGAUGCUGAUUUUAAAGAGCUCGCCCAGAAUGCCAAAGAAACUCCUAAUGUUGUUGAAGCAACCAACAAACCUGGGCUUUAUGAAAAAUUAGAAGAUAUUCAGAGCAGACUGUCAUUAUGUGAGAAAGCCCUGGCUGAAUAUCUUGAUACGAAAAGGCUGGCCUUCCCCAGAUUCUACUUCAUCUCUUCUGCAGACUUACUGGAUAUACUAUCUAAUGGUACAAACCCGCAGCUGGUUGAGCGCCAUCUUUCUAAACUCUUUGAUAAUAUGGCAAAGAUGAAGUUUCAGUCCGAACCCGAUGGAGGUGUAGCAAAAACUGGCCUUGGGAUGUACAGUAAGGAGGAUGAAUAUGUAAAUUUCAGUGAGUCAUGUGAUUGCACUGGCCAGGUUGAGACAUGGCUGAACCGACUUCUGGAUGCUAUGAGAGCAACAGUAAGACAUGAGAUGACAGAAGCUGUGAUCGCUUAUGAAGAAAAGCCACGAGAACAAUGGCUCUUUGAUUACCCUGCCCAGGUGGCACUAACAUGUACACAGAUAUGGUGGACAACAGAUGUUGGCAUAGCUUUUGCCAGACUUGAAGAAGGCUAUGAGAAUGCUAUGAAGGAUUAUUACAAGAAGCAAGUUGGUCAGCUUAAUACACUAAUCACAAUGUUGAUAGGACAAUUGUCCAAGGGAGAUCGACAGAAGAUCAUGACUAUCUGUACCAUCGAUGUGCACGCGCGAGAUGUAGUAUCAAAGAUGAUUGCACAAAAGAUUGAUAACUCUCAAGCCUUUAUCUGGCUUUCACAACUGCGCCACCGGUGGGAUGAUGAGAAGAAACACUGUUUUGCAAAUAUCUGUGAUGCUCAGUUUUUAUACUCUUAUGAAUAUCUUGGCAACACUCCACGUCUUGUUAUCACCCCGCUGACAGACAGGUGCUACAUCACGCUAACACAAUCCCUCCAUCUCACCAUGAGUGGCGCUCCUGCAGGCCCAGCUGGAACUGGUAAAACUGAGACCACAAAAGAUUUAGGCCGUGCCCUUGGUAUCAUGGUCUAUGUCUUUAACUGCUCUGAGCAAAUGGACUACAAGUCCUGUGGGAAUAUUUAUAAAGGCCUUGCACAGACUGGAGCUUGGGGCUGUUUUGACGAAUUCAAUAGAAUAUCAGUGGAAGUUCUUUCUGUAGUUGCUGUACAGGUUAAAACAAUCCAAGAUGCCAUCAGAGACAAAAAGAAGCGAUUCAACUUUCUUGGGGAGGAAAUCAACUUGAUUCCUAGUGUAGGAAUUUUCAUCACAAUGAACCCAGGGUAUGCAGGACGUACAGAACUACCUGAGAAUCUGAAAGCCCUUUUCAGACCUUGUGCUAUGGUGGUACCAGACUUUGAAUUGAUUUGUGAAAUCAUGUUAGUAGCAGAAGGAUUCAUUGAAGCAAGACUGCUAGCCAGGAAGUUUAUUACCCUCUACCAGCUGUGUAAAGAGCUUCUUUCUAAGCAGGACCAUUAUGACUGGGGUCUACGUGCUAUCAAAUCUGUACUGGUGGUGGCUGGAUCACUGAAACGAGGGGAUCCUGAUCGUCCUGAAGACCAAGUCCUGAUGCGAGCCCUGCGUGACUUUAAUAUUCCAAAGAUAGUGACAGAUGAUAUGCCUGUUUUUAUGGGCCUUAUUGGAGAUCUUUUCCCUGCCCUGGAUGUACCCAGAAAGAGAGAUCCUGAUUUUGAAAAAUUUGUGAAGCAGUCCAUCUUGGAUCUGAAGCUGCAAGCAGAGGACAACUUUGUGCUAAAAGUGGUACAGCUCGAGGAGCUCCUUGCUGUGAGGCACUCUGUAUUUGUGGUGGGAAAUGCAGGUACCGGCAAGUCCCAGGUAUUAAAGUCCCUCUAUAAAACCUAUCAGAACAUGAAGCGCCGGCCAGUGUGGGCAGAUCUCAACCCCAAAGCCGUGACUAAUGACGAGCUGUUUGGUAUCAUCAAUCCAGCAACCAGAGAAUGGAAAGAUGGUUUGUUUUCCACCAUUAUGCGUGACAUGGCAAAUAUCACCCAUGAUGGACCAAAAUGGAUCGUACUGGAUGGUGAUAUAGAUCCCAUGUGGAUAGAAUCUCUCAAUACAGUCAUGGAUGACAAUAAGGUGUUGACUUUGGCAAGUAAUGAGAGAAUUCCAUUAAACCCAACAAUGAGACUGCUUUUUGAGAUCAGCCAUCUCAGAACUGCAACACCAGCUACUGUCUCCAGAGCAGGUAUCCUUUACAUUAAUCCUGCUGACUUGGGUUGGAAUCCCCCAGUCACCAGCUGGAUUGACAGAAGAGAGGUUCAGUCUGAGAAGGCUAACUUAACCAUUCUGUUCGACAAGUACCUGCCUGUAUGUUUGGACACAAUGAGAUCAAGAUUUAAGAAAAUUAUCCCCAUCCCAGAACAAAGUAUGGUGCAGAUGCUGUGUUAUCUCCUAGAAUGUCUGCUGACCAAGGAAAACACACCCCCUGAUUGCCCCAAGGAGCUCUACGAACUUUACUUUGUGUUUGCUGCCAUCUGGGCUUUUGGAGGAGCAAUGUUCCAGGAUCAGCUGGUGGACUACAGAGUAGAAUUCAGCAAAUGGUGGGUGACAGAAUUUAAGACGAUAAAAUUUCCAUCCCAAGGCACUGUAUUUGACUACUACAUUGAUUCUGAGACAAAGAAGUUUGAAUUCUGGUCCAAACUUAUUCCAAAAUUUGAAUUUGAUCCAGAAAUGCCACUUCAGGCAUGCUUAGUACACACUACUGAAACUAUCCGUUUGCGGUACUUCAUGGACAGACUGCUGGAGAACCGAAGGCCUGUGAUGCUGGUUGGGAAUGCAGGCACUGGAAAGUCUGUGCUGGUAGGAGAAAAGUUGGGUUCACUGGACUCCGAUGAGUAUAUGGUUAAAAAUGUGCCAUUUAACUACUAUACAACUUCAGCUAUGCUGCAAGCUGUAUUGGAAAAGCCUUUGGACAAAAAAGCUGGCAGAAACUAUGGGCCACCUGGGACUAAGAAGCUCAUCUACUUUAUUGAUGAUAUGAAUAUGCCGGAGGUGGACACAUAUGGCACUGUGCAGCCACAUACACUAAUAAGACAGCACAUGGAUUACAACCACUGGUACGACAGAAACAAGCUUAGUCUGAAGGAAAUUCACAAUGUGCAGUAUGUGUCCUGCAUGAACCCUACAGCUGGAAGCUUCACAAUAAAUCCACGACUUCAGCGUCACUUCUGUGUGUUUGCCUUGUCAUUCCCUGGAGUAGAUGCCUUGUCCACGAUAUACAGUUCCAUUCUUACUCAGCAUUUGAAAGUUGGGAACUUCCCUGCAGCUGUGCAGAAAUCAGUUCAACAGUUAAUAAGUCUGGCACUUGCACUGCAUCAGAAAGUAGGAACAAGUUUCCUGCCAACUGCAAUCAAAUUCCAUUAUAUAUUCAACCUCCGAGAUCUCUCCAACAUCUUUCAGGGUAUUUUGUUCUCUGGCCCUGAUUGUGUGAAGACACCUCAGGAACUGGUAAAGCUUUAUCUUCAUGAGUCAAACCGUGUUUACAGAGAUAAAAUGGUUGAAGAGAAAGAUUUCAGCAACUUUGAUAAAAUUCAAAUCGAAAUGGUGAAGAAGUUUUGUGAUGAUGUUGAUGAAAUGCUGCAAGAAGCUGGAAUAAUUAACAUGUACUGUCAUUUUGCAAAUGGAAUUGGUGAGCCUAAAUAUAUGCCUGCUCGGUCAUGGGAGCUGCUGAAUAAAAUCCUAGUCGAAGCACUGGACAGCUACAAUGAAGUCAAUGCAGUUAUGAGCCUUGUAUUAUUUGAAGAUGCAAUGUGCCACAUCUGCCGUAUCAACCGAAUCCUAGAAUCCCCAAGAGGAAACGCGUUGCUAGUUGGAGUAGGUGGAAGCGGAAAGCAGAGCUUGACAAGGCUAGCAGCUUUCAUUAGUUCUUUGGAGGUCUUCCAAAUUACCUUGAGGAAGGGCUAUGGUAUUCCUGAUUUAAAGAGUGACUUGGCUAACCAGUAUAUCAAAGCAGGGGUGAAGAAUGUGGGAUCCGUGUUCCUAAUGACUGAUGCACAGGUGUCUGAUGAAAGGUUCUUAGUUCUUAUCAAUGACUUGCUUGCAUCAGGUGAGAUUCCAGAUCUGUUCCCUGACGAUGAAGUUGAAAACAUCAUUGGUAGUUUAAGAAAUGAAGUGAAGAAUAUGGGGCUGAUGGAUACAAGAGAGAACUGCUGGAAAUUCUUUAUAGAUCGUGUUCGAAAACAACUGAAGGUUGCUCUGUGUUUUUCACCUGUUGGCAACAAGCUGCGAGUUCGCAGCAGGAAGUUCCCAGCUGUUGUAAACUGCACAGCAAUUGAUUGGUUCCAUGAAUGGCCACAGGAGGCAUUGGAAUCUGUAAGCCUGCGUUUCCUGCAAGAAACAGAAAACAUUGAGUCAGCAGUUAAGGAUUCUGUGAGCAAAUUCAUGGCUUAUGUCCACAUGAGUGUCAAUGAAAUGUCUAAGAGCUAUCUGGCUAAUGAACGACGCUACAACUAUACAACACCAAAAUCAUUUCUCGAACAAAUCAAACUUUACCAGAAUUUAUUAGGAAAGAAGACCAAAGAGUUGACAGCUAAAAUGGAACGUCUAGAGAAUGGUCUGCAAAAACUGAAAAGCACUUCAGCACAGGUGGAUGACCUAAAAGCCAAACUGGCAGCCCAAGAAGUUGAACUGAAACAGAAAAAUGAAGAUGCAGACAAAUUGAUACAGGUGGUUGGAGUUGAAACUGAGAAAGUAAGCAAAGAGAAAGCUAUAGCAGAUGAUGAAGAAAAGAAGGUUGCUGUAAUUGCCAAAGAGGUUGGACAAAAGCAGCGAGACUGUGAAGAAGAUUUGUCAAAGGCUGAACCCGCACUGGUGGCAGCACAGGAAGCCCUCAACACGCUCAACAAGAACAACCUGACAGAGCUGAAGUCUUUUGGAUCCCCAGUGGUAGCUAUCACCAAUGUCACGGCUGCUGUAAUGGUGCUCUUAGCACCUGGUGGUAAGGUGCCAAAGGACAGGAGCUGGAAGGCUGCAAAGGUCAUGAUGAAUAAAGUGGACAGCUUUCUGGAAUCCCUCAUCAACUUUAAUAAAGAAAAUAUCCAUGAGAACUGCCUUAAAGCAAUCCAGCCAUAUCUCCUGGAUCCAGAGUUUACGCCUGAGUUUGUGGCAUCGAAGUCAUUUGCAGCAGCUGGUCUCUGCUCUUGGGUGGUUAAUAUUGUAAAGUUUUACGAGGUAUUCUGUGAUGUGGAACCAAAACGGCAAGCCCUGAGUAAAGCCAAUGCUGAUCUGUCUGCUGCGCAAGAUAAGCUGUCAGCCAUCAAAGCGAAAAUUGCUGUCCUAAAUGAAAACUUAGCAAAGUUAACAGCUAAGUUUGAGAAAGCAACUGCUGAUAAACUGAAAUGCCAACAAGAAGCAGAGGCAACGACCACUACAAUUUCCCUUGCAAACCGACUGGUUGGAGGGCUUGCUUCAGAAAAUGUCCGCUGGGCUGAAGCUGUUAAUAACUUCAAGCAGCAGGAAAGUACAUUAUGUGGUGAUGUACUGCUGAUUACCGCAUUUGUCUCUUAUCUGGGCUACUUCACUAAAAAAUACAGAUUAGAAUUAAUGGAUGGAACAUGGAGACCAUAUCUCAGUCAGUUAAAAGUUCCUAUCCCUGUAACACCAGACCUGGAUCCUCUGACAAUGCUAAGUGAUGAUGCUGAUGUGGCAGCUUGGCAAAAUGAGGGCCUGCCUGCUGACCGAAUGUCAACUGAGAACGCUACUAUUCUAACUAACUGUGAGCGCUGGCCACUAAUGAUUGAUCCUCAGCUACAGGGUAUUAAAUGGAUCAAAAACAAAUAUGGAGAAAACCUCAGAGUGAUAAGGAUUGGACAACGAGGCUACCUUGAUACUUUGGAAAUAGCCCUUGGAGCAGGUGAAGUUGUUUUGAUUGAAAACCUGGAAGAAAGUGUGGAUCCUGUUUUAGGACCUUUACUGGGGAGGGAGACCAUUAAAAAGGGCAGGUAUAUUAAGAUUGGUGAUAAAGAGUGUGAGUACAAUCCCAGCUUCCGGCUUAUCCUGCAUACAAAGCUUGCAAACCCUCACUAUCAGCCGGAAAUGCAGGCCCAGAGUACCCUCAUUAACUUUACUGUGACCAGAGAUGGCCUGGAGGACCAACUUCUGGCUGCGGUCGUGAGUAUGGAGAGGCCUGAUCUUGAGCAGCUCAAAUCUAAUCUGACAAAGCAGCAGAAUGGAUUUAAAAUCACCUUAAAAAACUUGGAGGACAACCUUCUUUCUCGCUUGUCUUCUGCUUCUGGUAACUUCCUUGGAGACACAGCCUUAGUUGAAAACCUGGAAACUACCAAAAGGACUGCAGCUGAAAUUGAAGAGAAGGUAAAGGAGGCCAAGGUGACAGAGAUUAAGAUCAAUGAGGCAAGAGAACACUACAGGCCUGCAGCAGCACGCGCGUCCUUAUUGUAUUUUAUAAUGAACGACCUGAAUAAAAUUCAUCCAAUGUACCAGUUCUCUUUGAAGGCUUUCAGUGUUGUGUUCCAGAAAGCAGUUCAAAAGGCAUCUCCAGAUGAAAACCUCAAACAAAGAGUCGAAAAUCUGAUUGACAGCAUCACAUUCUCUGUGUUCCAGUAUACCACAAGGGGAUUAUUUGAAUGUGAUAAAUUAACUUACACUGCACAGGUUACCUUUCAGAUUCUUCUUAUGAAUAAAGAGAUUAAUCCUGUGGAGCUAGAUUUCCUUCUGCGAUACCCAGUACAGCAGGGUGUUUCAUCUCCUGUGGACUUCCUCUCCAAUCAGUCCUGGGGUGGCAUAAAGGCACUGGCAUCCAUGGAUGAUUUUCAAAAUCUGGAUCGUGAUAUAGAAGGCUCUGCAAAACGCUGGAAGAAGUUUGUUGAAUCUGAAUGUCCAGAGAAGGAGAAGUUUCCACAGGAGUGGAAGAACAAAACUGCAUUGCAACGACUCUGUAUGAUGAGAGCAAUUCGUCCCGAUCGCAUGACUUAUGCAGUAAGAGAUUUCGCAGAAGAAAAGCUGGGUAGCAAGUAUGUGAUAGGAAGAGCGUUAGAUUUUGCAACUUCCUUUGAGGAAUCUGGUCCUGCCACACCAAUGUUCUUCAUUCUGUCUCCAGGUGUAGACCCACUGAAGGAUGUAGAGAAACAUGGAAAGAAACUAGGUUAUACAUUUGACAACAACAAUUUCCACAACGUCUCCCUGGGACAAGGUCAAGAGGUUGUAGCAGAGCAAGCGCUUGAUCUGGCUGCUUCUGAUGGACAUUGGGUGAUUCUUCAGAAUAUCCAUCUGGUGGCCAAGUGGCUGAGUGCAUUGGAGAAAAAACUAGAGCAGCACAGCGAAGGCAGCCAUCAGGAGUUCAGAGUCUUCAUUAGCGCUGAGCCCGCCUCAUCUCCUGAAGGGCACAUCAUCCCCCAGGGCAUCCUGGAGAACUCCAUUAAAAUCACCAAUGAGCCUCCAACAGGCAUGCAUGCAAAUCUGCACAAAGCUCUGGAUAAUUUUAAUCAGGAUACUCUUGAGAUGUGUGCCCGAGAAAACGAAUUUAAGAGCAUUCUUUUUGCUCUUUGCUACUUUCAUGCUGUGGUGGCUGAAAGAAGGAAGUUUGGACCUCAGGGCUGGAAUCGGUCAUACCCCUUCAACACCGGUGACCUUACCAUAUCUGUUAAUGUGCUGUAUAACUACUUAGAAGCUAAUGCUAAGGUUCCCUAUGAUGACCUGCGUUAUCUCUUUGGAGAAAUUAUGUAUGGGGGUCACAUCACAGAUGACUGGGACAGACGGCUCUGCAGAACUUAUCUUGAGGAAUACAUUAAAUCAGAAAUGCUGGAAGGCGAGCUUUUGCUGGCUCCUGGUUUUCCACUUCCAGGAAACUUAGAUUAUAAUGGAUAUCAUCAGGUAUUUAUUACUAGAGAUACAGCAGAUAAAAUAUCGAUGUGUUUGGUUUUCAGAAUUCAGUUAUUCUGA
Protopterus annectens (West African lungfish) is the source of this 12573-nucleotide messenger RNA. It is a transcript of the gene DNAH9, whose product is annotated as dynein axonemal heavy chain 9. The record is from RefSeq and is a predicted model, not a curated record. Gene Ontology annotation, biological process: microtubule-based movement. NCBI's taxonomy places the organism in Eukaryota, Metazoa, Chordata, Ceratodontiformes, Protopteridae. Bases 79 to 12573 code for a protein of 4164 amino acids. Gene Ontology annotation, cellular component: dynein complex. Gene Ontology annotation, molecular function: minus-end-directed microtubule motor activity; ATP binding; dynein intermediate chain binding. The transcript has 65 exons.